Molecule: messenger RNA, 1450 nt
Organism: Oldenlandia corymbosa var. corymbosa
Lineage: Eukaryota; Viridiplantae; Streptophyta; Magnoliopsida; Gentianales; Rubiaceae
Source: the annotation of a GenBank genome assembly
AUUGAGCACAAAAAUGUGAGUGUUAAUGGCCUAAACAUUCACAUAGCAGAGCUAGGAAAAGGGCCAUUAGUACUCUUCCUUCAUGGCUUCCCUGAACUCUGGUAUUCAUGGCGCCACCAGAUCGUCUUCAUGGCUUCACAUGGCUACCGGGCUGUGGCUCCCGAUCUCCGUGGCUAUGGCGAUACUACUGGGGCCCCCCUUGAGGACAGCUCAAAAUUCACUGUUCUUCAUGUUGUUGGGGAUAUUAUAGCCCUUCUUCAAGCUAUUGCACCAGAUGAGGAUAAAGUGUUUGUAGUGGCUCAUGAUUGGGGUGCUCUAAUUGCCUGGCAUUUGUGCUUGUUUAGGCCUGAUAAAGUUAAGGCCUUGCUCAGCUUGAGUGUUGCCUAUUCGCCUAGGCAUCCUUCCCAGAGUACAAUUGAUAGAGUGAGGAGUGCCUAUGGGGAUGAUUACUACAUGUGUAGAUUCCAGGCACAUGGUGAAAUUGAGGCUGAAAUUUCUGAGAUGGGAGUUAAGUAUUUUAUGAAGAAGAUACUUACUUAUCGCACUCCAGGUCCACUGUUUUUCCCAAAGGGUAAAGGCUUUGGUGAUUCUUGUGGUGAUCCGGUUGUCUUGCCGUCUUGGUUAACAGAAGAAGAUGUGGAUUAUUAUGUUUCUAAGUUUGAGAAAACAGGCUUCACUGGAGGAGUAAACUACUACCGUGCUCUGAAAUUAAGCUGGGAGCUUACUGCUCCUUGGACUGGUGCUCAAAUUAAAGUACCGACCAAGUUUGUUAUUGGGGAUUUAGAUUUGACUUACCAUAUGCCGCGAGUUCAAGACUAUAUACACAAAGGAGGGUUUAAAAGAGACGUUCCAUUGCUGGAGGACGUUGUUGUCAUUAAAGAUGCAGCUCAUUUUAUCAACCAAGAAAUACCAGACGUGAUUAACAAGCACAUCUACGACUUCUUUCAACAGUACUGAGCUUUCUGUUUGAUCUUGGGUUCAAGAUAUCCUCAAUCCUGUAUGUUUCUGUCAUUUCGUUUCCUGCAGCUGAUGUUAUGACUCUAUUUUAGGAUGUAUUUCCACUCCUUUCUUGCUUUGUUAAGAUAGUAAAUUAUGUAGAUUGGCUGCUAAUAAUAAUGAUAAAUAAGAGCUGUUCUGAUGUCGAGUUGAAGUUUUGCAUCCACAGGUGAUUGUUGUUACAAACGAUGAGUAUUUAUAAAUACGACUUUGAAGGUAGUAAAGGGAAAUGUGAUCAGCAUUGUCAAUUCUUAUAAAUGUACUUUCUGUUACUUUAUCAGAAAAUGCAGACUUAUUCUCUUGUUCCUGUGAAAAUUUUCUUUCUGAUACGACAACAAUAGCAAUGACAAGUGUUUAUGUCACAAUGGGAGGGUUGCUAUGGAUUAAUCAGACAGACAUAUAUGCUUAAAUUUUGUAAGUGUUGAACUCAACGUUUCUGAUAUGUAUGAGAAGG